AUGGCUCAGAACCAGAAAUCUUUCUUGAACAUUGAUGUUCCAAGGCCGAUAGAUCCAGUCGAGCAGGCACGCCAUAUAUCCGAAGCAAAGACUCAUCUUGAUAGAAUUUAUUUCUCAGACGUAUUUGUCGAGCUCUUGCGAGAGGGUCUCGACGAUGGAACCGGACUGGCUCAGUACACAAGUAGUGUCGAGGUCUUCAUGUUUGAUGACGAGAAAUGGCGCAGUCUCUUCCAGAGCGCUUUGCGGGGCGAGUUUGAAUUGCAAGAGCCAGGAGAAGGAAUGUGCGAGAGCGCCGCAUCUGACAAAGAGCCUUCCACCCUUGUUCUCUAG
Molecule: messenger RNA, 330 nt
Organism: Penicillium manginii
Lineage: Eukaryota; Fungi; Ascomycota; Eurotiomycetes; Eurotiales; Aspergillaceae
Exons: 1
Coding region: 1-330 (109 amino acids)
Source: RefSeq, a predicted model, not a curated record